Molecule: messenger RNA, 1325 nt
Organism: Loxodonta africana (African savanna elephant)
Lineage: Eukaryota; Metazoa; Chordata; Mammalia; Proboscidea; Elephantidae
Gene: HOXC13
Product: homeobox C13
Exons: 2
Coding region: 110-1099 (329 amino acids)
Biological process (GO): regulation of transcription by RNA polymerase II
Molecular function (GO): DNA-binding transcription factor activity, RNA polymerase II-specific; RNA polymerase II cis-regulatory region sequence-specific DNA binding
Source: RefSeq, a predicted model, not a curated record
UGGGGAGGGAAGGGAGGAGGGUUGGGGGAGGGGAAAAGGGAGCGAGGUGUCUCCCUAGCUCUCUGCCUCUGGCAAGUGGAGUUUUUAAAAAGCUCGAGCAGAUCAUGUCAUGACGACUUCGCUGCUCCUGCGUCCGCGCUGGCCGGAGAGCCUUAUGUACGUCUAUGAGGACAGCGCGGCAGAGAGUGGCAGCGGCGGCGGCGGCGGGGGAGGUGGCGGCGCUGGAGGCGCGGGGGGCGGCUGCAGCAGAGCGAGCCCCGGCAAAGCCCCCAGCAUGGACGGGCUGGGCAGCAGCUGCCCAGCCAGCCACUGCCGCGACCUGCUUCCGCACCCGGUGCUGGGCCGCCCGCCGGCUCCCCUGGGCGCCCCUCAGGGCGCCGUCUACACGGACAUCCCGGCACCGGAGGCUGCGCGCCAGUGCGCCCCGCCGCCAGCGCCCCCCACCUCGUCCAGCGCCACCCUGGGCUACGGCUACCCGUUCGGGGGCAGCUACUACGGCUGCCGCCUGUCGCACAACGUGAACCUGCAGCAGAAGCCUUGCGCCUACCACCCGGGCGACAAGUACCCGGAGCCGUCGGGCGCCCUGCCCGGUGACGACCUGUCCUCCAGGGCCAAGGAGUUCGCCUUCUACCCUAGCUUCGCCAGCUCCUACCAGGCGAUGCCCGGCUACCUGGACGUGUCGGUGGUGCCCGGGAUCAGCGGGCACCCGGAGCCGCGUCACGACGCGCUCAUCCCCGUCGAAGGCUACCAGCACUGGGCUCUUUCCAACGGCUGGGACAGUCAGGUGUACUGCUCCAAGGAGCAGUCUCAGUCCGCCCACCUCUGGAAGUCUCCCUUCCCAGACGUGGUACCCCUACAGCCCGAGGUGAGCAGCUAUCGGCGCGGGCGCAAGAAACGGGUGCCCUACACUAAGGUGCAGCUGAAGGAACUAGAGAAGGAGUACGCAGCCAGCAAGUUCAUCACCAAAGAGAAGCGCCGGCGCAUCUCGGCCACCACGAACCUCUCUGAGCGCCAGGUCACCAUCUGGUUCCAGAACCGACGGGUCAAAGAGAAGAAGGUGGUCAGCAAAUCGAAAGCGCCUCAUCUCCACUCCACCUGACUGCCCGCCCAGCCGCCCACCCCGUCUAUUUAUGUCACCGCUUUGUACCAGAACCGAACCCACAGAAGGACCCUCCGCCGGUGCAUACGAAUAUUUAAUAUUAACAAUAAAGAGGAACCGCGUGCAGCUGGGAGGCGGACCAGGCCGGGUUCCACCACCCUUUACUCUCCACCCCAUGCCCCAACCCCCAUCCCGAAGGAACCCACCGGCCCUCAGCAGUUCUGGA